AUGGAAUCUACUUCGAAGCCUCGAAUCCGCAAAGCUCCGCCGGUCUCCGCCCCAGCUCCCCGGAAAAGGCGUAGGAGGACGGUCAUAAGCCAAGCGGCUGAUGAUUGCUUUACUUGCGCCCGACAGGGUACUCCCUGCGACCGGCGUCGCCCAUAUUGUUCCCAGUGCCUGGACAGCGCCCGCAAUUGCGCGGGGUACAAGACAGCGUUGACAUGGGGCGUAGGAGUUGCCAGUCGAGGAAAGCUUCGAGGGUUGUCCCUCCCCGUGACCGGGGCCCAGCCUGCGGUCGCACCUCCGAAGUUUUCCCGUGUGACAGGGCCAGGGACAGCGUCGAAAUCCCAACCGGCUCUUGACACAGCCGCAGAAAAGCGACGCCAUGAUAAACAGCGUUCUUCAGGCACUGGGCUUGCCGAGCAUGGAUCUGUCUCGAUUUCAACUGCUUCACCGCGCCGGGCGUGCUCAACGGAGUACUAUACGGUGGAUUCCCAUGCUUCGCCAAAUUUUUAUAAUUCUUAUUCCUCACGUGCGACACGAACCGAUUCUCCGAGACAGUGCCAUGCCCCAUUGAUCUCAAAUCCUGAUCCGUCAAGGACCUGGAUGAGACCAGAACAAACACCAACACCAAUACAGUGUCCGUGGCCAGCUCAGGCUCCGAAACAGAACGAUAAUGCUUCAGAUGAGCAAAUGGAAGAACCCUGUUAUGAUGAGGUUUCACCACGUAUGAGUGCUUGCCAGCCGCCAUCAUUAUCUCAGCAGCUGCUGGCACGUUCCGUGGGACGUACACCUCGACUCCGAUACCUAAUCAGUUAUUAUGCCGAAGUCAUUGCUCCGAUGAUUGUGGCAUUUGAUAGUCCAACCAAUCCAUUUCGAACGUAUGUUCUUCGACUGGCGCAGGAAAGCACAUCGCUCCAAGAGGCCAUCGCUACAUUGGCCAGCUGUAAUCUGCGACAGCGACGCGAACGAGGAAUGAGGGCGACGGAGCGAACUUUGCCGGGGCGCAUGUCGUCCUUGGCCCACCAAGCCUUGACCGAUGGAGCAUUACAGGACCGGGCUGGUAUCAGUAUGCCUGAAGAAUAUGCCCAGGAAGAGCAGUACCAUCGAGGCAUGGCGGUCUCUGCUUUGAAUCGGGAAUUGGCCGACCCGCAUCAGAGACUUUCUGACUCUGUCCUGGCAACCUUACUCAUCCUCUGUCUAUUCCAUGGGUGUGAUACUGGGGUCGCUCAAUUCAAGACGCAGUUUGCGGGGGUGACAAAAUUGUUGGCCAUCCGACUGUGCAACUCACCUUGCAUGUCGGAUGAGCUGAAGUGGUUUGUUCGGAUGUUCACAUGGAUUGACACGAUGACCGCCACCACCAAUGACCGCGAGGUACAGCUUCGCGGUGCUUGUCUGGAUAUCACCGCCGCCUCGGAUGGCGAAUGGGGACUGGAAAAUCUGGCGGGAUGUGAUGCCGGACUUUUCAGAAUCGUAGCGCAGCUAGGUCGUUUGAACCUUCUGAGCCAAAAUCAAGAAGUCCGCACAUCGACGCCACCAGACAUCCAUAUGCCAUCCACUACUCUCCCGCCCUCGAUGGCGUUCUCCCCAUCGAACAUUCCAGCCACCUCGUCCGGUGCUUUUGCAUUUUCAUUGCCGCCGCCGCCUGGUGGUCGCAACGGAGCACAGCUGUCACCGGCGUUCUGGGCGGAAUGGUAUUCUCUCCGACAGAAGCUUGAGUCCUGGCGAUUUGUCCCCCACCGAUCGCAAUCGGGGUCGCCUCUCUUCACAUCCAGCCACGCCUACAUCUCGCCCCCUUCAUCACCGACAGACCAGCCGGUGGUCGCAACUCACAAUCUGAAGGACGUCAUACACAUCUCUGAGUCAUUCCGUCAUGCGGCGAUCUUGUACAGUGAACGACUCGCCUAUCCAGACCUACCGUCCGAUCACCCUCGUAUCCAAAACAUUGUGCAACACAUAAUGAGUCACAUUAUGACUGUCCAGUCUGACGCGUAUCUCCUGUGGCCACUAUUCAUCACCGGGUCUGAGUGCGUGCGUGCCGAUCAUCGCGCCAUUAUCCGCCAACGGUGCAAAGAUCUAUCCAGAGACUCUGGCUUCUUCAACAACCUCUCCUGCUUGCAGCUGCUGGAGAAGAUCUGGGCAGAGAACCCUGCUGCGGAUGGACUUCCUGCGGUCUCAUCCCUUGAUUUCGGCUUGCAGGCAGCCGCCAACGGGUCCGUGAGCGAGGUUACAUUUCUCCCGCCUGGAAGCUGGGCCUCCUCCCAGCAUGAGGCUUUCAUGUCUCCGACACUGCCCUCUGUCUCUCGGAAGCAGGGAUUCCGCUGGCACGAGGCGAUGCAAACCAAACGCGCGGAGGACGAAUAUAUGACUGUAUGA
This is a messenger RNA of Aspergillus luchuensis, 2367 nucleotides long. RefSeq names its product fungal specific transcription factor domain-containing protein. The record is from RefSeq and is a predicted model, not a curated record. Lineage: Eukaryota; Fungi; Ascomycota; Eurotiomycetes; Eurotiales; Aspergillaceae. The transcript has a single exon. Bases 1 to 2367 code for a protein of 788 amino acids. Gene Ontology annotation, molecular function: zinc ion binding; transcription cis-regulatory region binding; DNA-binding transcription factor activity, RNA polymerase II-specific. Gene Ontology annotation, cellular component: nucleus. Gene Ontology annotation, biological process: positive regulation of transcription by RNA polymerase II.